Molecule: messenger RNA, 8077 nt
Organism: Rhopilema esculentum
Lineage: Eukaryota; Metazoa; Cnidaria; Scyphozoa; Rhizostomeae; Rhizostomatidae
Source: RefSeq, a predicted model, not a curated record
GACAUGAUGUAUGAAUAAUUAGAUGAAUAAUAAUAAGAAAUAUUUAGAAAAAUAUUGAUUAUUAUCUCUCAACCUCUUGUGAAUUGCUUGGCAAACCAACAAAAUGAACCUUCCCAAUGUGCUUGAUUGGAUUUUGAGUUGAUACUGCAAUUCACUAUAGCUCUCGCCUGUUGCCAAAUACCUUACAGUGGCUGCUAGUUGAAUAUUUGCAGGUACAGAAUCAAGCAUAUUUGUGCCGUAUUUUUAAAUGUCCGCCUAAAUUAGCUCCAACAACUCUUCAAAAUUUUCUUGCGAUGACCUUAUUGAUUCAUGAUGAGAUGCCAGUAUGUUGCACAUGGUCUUGGUGAAUGUGCAACAGGCCUCUGCCACUUGCUUUUGCAAAUCUGAUGAGAAGUCAUUUCUGUAACAGACGUUGACCUGGUAGAGAAAAGUUGGAUAUCAACCUUUUUCUGCAUGUGGUUGUUAUUUUUCUCUAAUUUAUGCUGCUGGUAGAAGCUACUCGCCAGGCUGUUAGAUAUGAGAGCAGUCAAUUUGCAGUUCUGCUCUUGGUGUGUCUCACCAUUAUGCUGGCUGGGGGAGUUUGUUUUUUCAGCCCUUUUUUGAGAGGGUCGGAGGACGGUUGUCUUGUAACCAGAGAGGCCGUGCCUUGAUGUUCUCGGGUGUGCGUUGGCCACAUUCGAUGGGUUAAUCAUCUCUGGUGGUUUCAAGCACCAUGUCGAGAAGUUCUUUUUUGUUAUCUGUGCAAGCAUAGUUAUAAUAGUGUUGUGAGAUAUGUUGCGUGAUAUUACUCUAUAUAUACUACUAUAUAUACAGAAAUAUAUACACACAUAUGAAUAUUUGUAUAGAGGUUUCACCAUUUGAAAGAUGUGUAUACAAAACUUUUUGUUCUCAAUUAUUUUUUUGGACAACCAAACCUGUGUAGUUGUGCCCAUACCCUAAAGGUGGGUGGUGCGAUGUUUCAUAGGUUGUACGAUGUACCAAUGUAAUAGAUAUUUAGAUACAGAUAUAUAUUUCUAUGUGUACAUUACGUUUGCUUUAUAUGUACAUGCAUAUAUGUGCACUGACAGGUGCAUGCUUUGCGGAUUCUGUUAUAUACUGAUAUGAGUAUGAUUUUUGGCUAUGUAUUUAGCAAGUAUCAUAUGAAAUACUGGUAUAGAGUGCAACACAAUGUGAGGAAAACGAACAUUAUAGUUGUAGAUAAUUUGUAAGUUGUAAUGUAGAAAUAACGCAAUCCAUAUUCUGAGGAGAAAAUCCAUGCACCUAGGAGAAGGAAAAAUCAGUAUUAACAAAAUCGCGUGCGAUUAAACACAAUACUGGCGAAAAAAUAAGCUUGAACCGUAUCAGCUAAUCAGGGCCCUGUAUUUGCCAUGAAAUUUAUGGUCAGAAAAUUUGCAUGUUGACAGGCGCUAAUCCUCAUUACAGGCCCUAGUUCUGUUUGAUUCCUUUGACACACUGCAUGCAUAGAAAACUAAUUUAUUGCACAGGUGGGUUUUAGUACGGUUUACCGGUUUUUCUGUGCCCAAUGCCAAGGGGCAAAUUCACUCUUCGCUAAUCCUGCUCUAUAGUGGUGAAAAUCAUAUGGUAUUGUCCGAAAAUCGCUAUAAAUCCUUUUUUUCUGCUCUUAUUUGUUUUAACGUUCAUACCUAUUGUUAAUUUCAAUGCAAUAUCAAACCCUCUUUUCGUUUAGGUUCUACUCUUUACGCAAAGAUUUUCUUCUCCAUGGACGUCUCUGUGGAGAAAGUGCGAAUUAAGGAAGCAAGCUGGAGUCAGAAAAGGUGGCAAGAGCAAAAACUUGGCUUUAUAAAUUUGUGGAGAGCUGCGGUGAUAAAGCCCCAGAUGAAGAGAAAAUCUUUUUACAAUCUUGCUUCACCAAAAGAGACAUCUCUGAAAGCUAUGCUGCUCAAAUGUGUACUGGAGGAAUGGCUGAAGACGAACAAGUAAAAAAGUCUUGUUUCGCAACUGUAUGGGAGCAUCAUUUCAAGAAUGUUGUCAUUGCGCCAGUAGGCAGCAAACAAAACCCUAUAGGCAACUUUCUCUUUAAGUUUCCAUUUAUUGUUGUAUUUCAAUAUUUGAACAAUACAUGCAACCAGUCCAUGCCAACCUACAAGCAAACAUGGCUUUGUAGUGGCAAAGGUAUAGAAAGUAUAGAUUUUAGUCUCAUGAAUGAUUUGUUGUGCCAAACCGUAACAAAAAAAAUUAGUACCUAUGCCUUUAGUCCCAUCUGUUUGCUGCAAUGACUAUAAAAACAUUUUACUUAGCAUUAAUAAGAUAAUUAAACGGAUCAGCUUAGAAGAUCAGAAUUUUAUUUCUUUUAACAUGUUAUUUGUCUUUUUUAUUUUUGGUCUGCAUUUUUAGGUUAAUUAAUUCUCAAAAUGUGGCAUUUGUACACUCAUAAGGGAACUGAGCAAAGAGUGUAAAACAGUUAGUGUGAAAACCGAAUUGGAGCUUCACACAAUACCUUACAAAGGUAAGUCUUUUAAACUGCUUUUUCUCGAUACCAUAGUUUAGAUACGAUACCAUAGAUACCUCAAUAGUUUGAGCCCGAGGAGCAAAUUAUUCCUUUUUUUCAUUUGGUUGUAGCCAGGGGUGCCGUUAGUAAAGUUAGUAAGGGGGGGGGGUGAUGUAGCCAGCUAAAUGCUUUAUCUAUAGUCACACCCUUUAUAUUUGACUUGCGUUCAUGUUGAUUUUCUGUUGUGUACAUGGGGUCUAAAAGCUUAUAUAACGCUCAUUAAUGGAAAAGCAAUAGCAUAAUUAAGGGUAAGUUAACUUUGUCAAGUAAUGAGUUCGCCCAACAGGACAUAUAUUGUCUUGUAGAGAGUGGGGCUGAGUCGCCAAUAAACUCUCAGGAUUUUAACAAGGAGUGCUUAACCCCUGGCACCUUUGGCUAUAGCCCCUGAUUACACAAACACACUAACGAUUUUCAUCUUUUACAUAGAGUUUUGCGUUUUACAGCUAUUUUACAGUAGAUAAUACAUUUUACAAUUUUUUGCAUUCUUUUUUGUUGACAGAGCGGAAAAAAGAGUUUAUUAUCGGCACAGGGACAAAACGUGAUCACAGCCUGAUACUUACAUGAGCAUGAUCAUAGACGGCAUGGACCAGUCUAAAACCAACAUACCCCAUUACACGACACAGACAAAGGUACAUGGAUUAAUAGGAUAGAAUCCGUUUUGUGCAUUGACAGGGACAAAAGGCUCAUUUCUAUACAACACACAUAACAGGCGUUUAUUCGCACGGUCACCAAAUGUCAUAUCAAUAUGUGGAUUGUUUAGAGUGGUCGCACGACUCUGACCUGACACAAAACGUUCUUCUUCGAACACUGGUGUCAUUAUCAAAGGAUGGGUCUUUACCAAGCGUUCUCUAUCUCCAAAUGGAUCACUUUUGGCGGGAGAACAAAAACAUUUACGUUCUUUGCUUGUGCGCAUUGCUUGUCGAAAAGGCGAUAUUUCGAAAAAUUCGUUUGUCGUUCCUGAUGGUUGAUCAUACCCACAAGGACAUUGACGAGCUCUUCAGCCAUAUUGCUUCCAAGCUACAGAAGAACAAUGUGGUGACUUUGGCCAACUUGACGUCGCAUAUUCAAGGCGCCUACGACCUUCCACACCGAGUAGAGGUCUUUAAAUAUAUGUACGUGGUGAAGGAUUGGCUGAGCCCAAUACAGCUGCACAGUAGACCACAUGCCUUCAAAUUUGAGCUUUGCACCAAUGGAAAGGCCGGCAUGUGGUAUUGUCACUGGUCCUCACAGGGAGAUUGGAAGGGAGAUGAUGAGGGGAACCCCUUUUAUCUUCUUAAAGGAUUACCCUCCGGGAAACCUUUACUUUCUCGAGGACUUUCCUUGCAGCAAAGCAGCAAGGAGGUAAUUUCUAGUGGGGUACGAAGCUGCUCAGAAAGGUUCACCUUACAAGAAAGAGAAUGGUGGAACGGCUUUGUAGAAGAGGAAGAGAGGAAACGGCGCAUGUGGGAGUCAUUUACAGACCAAGAACUUAUACAUGGAGGUCAGCUGAACUGGUACCUUGACAGGCUCAAGAAGUUCCAACCCCCACAGAAAAAUACCAAGGAAGAGACAAAGGACGUGAGAGCAAAGAAACAAACUGUUGAAAAAGUUAUAUGCGAAGUCAACAACAUUGAAACAGGUUGCUCUCAAGAAAAAGAAGCAAUAAGAAGUUGGAAUUUAACUAUUACUAUUUGUGAUUAACAUGCCAUUUACGUUCCUUGAAGCAAGAAAGACUCAAAAUAAAUUUUAAUUUUACGAUAAAGUAACCCCCCACCCAUAACCAUUAACUGGUAAGCAGCAAGCAUAGAUUAAGAAAAAUGUUUCUUCUUUUAUGAAAUACCCAUCAUCCUUUUCGAAUUCGAGAAAUAUCGCCCCCUUUUCACAGCCUUAAUUGUUUUGAAAUAUUCUUAAUAUGAAACAUUCCUCAAUUGCUGGAAUACUGUUAAAAAGCAUCUCUUUUUUAAUGCUACGCUACUAUACCGCUGGUAUUCGCCCAACACCAUUUUAAAAAAAUAUGCUUUUAUAAAUGAAACAAUUUGAUAUUUCAAUAUUUGACCACGAAAUCGAUUUGCUUUUAAUUCCUUAGGUCAGAUACAGUUUUAUGUUAGUUUUUCCAUUAAAAACCUGAACUAGAAAUUUAUAUCCUCAAAAGUGUGUUAUAGAUUUAAACUCCUUCUUUUGAGAUUUAAAGUCUUUCUUUAGAAUUUUCUACCGAAUAUUUAUUGAUUAAAACAAACGUAAGAAUCGUGAACCAUUAAUGAUUGCCGAUUUUGUUCUAUUCAUGUGCUAGAUGAAUGUGUAGCCUCCCACCACUUUAUGAUUAUAAGUUGCGUUGUGAAGACCGUGUGAUGGUACUGGGUUCAAGUAUUUAAAUUCACAUAGGCUUUUCUAUCACAGUAUAUAAUAUGGCAGCUUUCCAGUACGCGACAUCAAUGUUGCUAACCAAAAACAAAAUUACUGCUCAAAAUACCUCAGUGCUUCAACAAAAACGAUAAGAGCACUGAUCUUAGCCUGUCAGUAACCAUAUAGAAUUCGCAGUUGGAAAGAAUGUCUGAACAUCCGCAAAUAAUGUGUGGGAAAACUUGGCAAGUGUGUGAUUCUAAGCAAAUUGCAUCACAUUACAUUGGAAUACUAUAUACUGGAGCUAUUUACAGUAAUAAGAUAAGAGGUUUUUCUUCUUAAACGAGUAAAUAUUCUUGAAAUCGUAUUCAAGGGAGUGUCCACAGCUCUUCGAACCGCUUUUCUAUAACUCAUUUUCAAAGCCACUCGGAAGUGUUUAGGAACACGUGGAAAGAGCAUGGAAUUUGGGGCCAAAUUAGUUGGUUCUCGCAUAUUAAAGAAAAUACAGAAAAGAUGGUACUUUUACUUGGUAAGUUUUCAAAAUAUAUUCUAGGGUUGAUUGUGCCUUACUCUACUACUUUGAUGGGUAAUCAUUUCUCAGAAGUAUUUGCAUUUGUUAUUUAGGUAAACACCUUCAAGUUAGCCUAUCAUGGAAGGCAAAAAUUUCAGUUGAAUUUAAAAACAUGUGUCUAACUGUAAAGUAGUCACCAACUUAGGCCUUCAAUGGGUUCUGGUAGGAUAAAGGGAGAAAAGUCAAGCGCACCUGCCAUCGACUAUUGCAGUAGGAAUACGAUCUGAAAGAGUAGGUUAAUUUUCCGGUUCGACAAACUGGCAUAAGAAUCAGCCCUUCUUAUGCCAGUAUGUCAAACAUAAUAAUCUUUUUACAUUUUUAAACGACUUGUGUUAAAUUUUUAGCGUGAAACCUGUCAUAUUCUGGCAAGUCACUGGCAAGGGGCAAUUCACUCUUGAAAAUUGCGUACGAUAUUUUCACAAAAGAAAGGAUUUAUAGCGAAGAGUGAAUUUGCCCCUCGGCAUCAUGCACAGAAGAACCGGUAAACUGUACUAAAACCCACCCGUGCAAUAAAUUAGCGAUGUAUCAAAGGAAUCAAACAGAAUUAGCGCCUGUCAACUUGCAAAUUCUCUGACCAUGAAUGCCCUGAUUGGCUGAAAUGAUUCAAGCUGAUUUUUUCGCCAGUAUUGUGUUUAAUCGCGAUCUUUCUUGUUAAUAAUGAUUUUUCCUUAUCCUCGGUGCAUGGAUUCUCUCCUCAGAAUAUGGAUCGCGUUAAAUGUGGUACGUUUCUCAGUGGUGGAUGAAUCGCAUGUGUCUUCUUUGUUUGAAACCUUGUCAAAAAAGGACAAGCACAGCUUGUCAAAACUGAGGCACAGAUGAUUCAAGAUAUAAUUUUGCUUGAAUCUUGCAAACCUCAAACUAUUUCUAGAUCUGUUUGGAGAAGGCCAAAAAACAUAAUUUGAAGGGACAGUAUUGUAGAAGAGACGUUUUCUGACAGUGAAUGGCUGCAAAACUUAAGAAUGAAAGAAAAGACGUUUGAUCUUAUUUGCAGCGAGAUGCUCCAUUUUCUGAAGAAAGAAGAUUAUUCUCGAUGAAUUUUGCAGUGCUAUGAAAACAUUUAUGCUGCCAAGGUACUUCAAACUUCCAACUCACCGAGAAUUGAAAAAGGUUGUGGAUCGAUUUCAGAAGAAGUGGGAUUUUCCACAAUGUCCAGGAGCUGUUGAUGGCUCACAUUCCCCAAUCAAGGCACCAACUGACUACCAUGCAGAUUAUUACAACCGUAAGGGCUGGUACAAAAUUAUUUUACAAGGGGUAAUGGACAGCAGCUAUAAAUUUAUUGAUUUUUAUGUUGGCUAGCCAGGUAAAGUUCAUGAUGCUUGUGUCUUUAGUAAUUCCUCUGUUUUUGAGAAAGGGCAAAACAACUCUCUAUUUGUUGGGGAAAUGCCAAAAAAUAUAAAAGAUGUUAAAGUGCCAUUAAAUAUAACAGCAGAUGCAGCCUACCCACUUUUACCCUGGGUCAUGAAGCCGGUUGCAGACAACGGAAAUCUCCUGGAUAUUUAUGACAUAGGGUGGAUUUCGUCAAUCUUCGGACGCUGAUUUCGAAAAUGAAUGUUAUACAGUCAAUUUUGGGGGCAUUCAGCCUCAUUUCGAUAAAUAAAGUCUAGUUUUUGUGCAAAAGGAAAAAGUGCGUUUAUGAAGUGUUGAAACUUACUGAAUGCUAUUUUUAUAGACAAACAUGUUUGAAAUAUCGUGUCUAGGCAUAAAAAACAUGUUUACAUCAUUUUGGUAACAGUCCCAUCCUUUCUUUGAUGCUGGGAUCCGUAAAAGUGUUUAUGCAAUAUGAGUUUGGAUUUUUCAUUGUCACUAAAAACAGAAAAUUUGUAUCUAGGUAUAAUAUUCCAGAAACAGAAUGAAAAUAUCUUCUUCCUUUGCAAAAAUAGUGCUUUCCAAAGGUUAGGUUUAAUAGGAAUCAAAGGUGAAAUGGUUCAUUAUUUGAUCCUUCGAUUAUGAUGUAGUAAGUAGUAGUCAUAGAGAUGGUAGUAAUCAUUCAAUUUGCUGAAUUAGUAAUGGCGACGGACAUGAGUGCGAGAGCUUCCACUGUACCUGCUGGAAGAAAACAUUGUUAUGCUGGUGGCCGGAACGCGAUGAGUUGUAGAAAUAGUCAGCAUAUGAAAGGAAUAUCUAUUCCUCAUUUUCCACAUAAUGUUAAAGAUUGUGUGCGACAUUUGCAAUGGGUACACUUCAUUCACCGCCACCAGCCUAUCUGAGAUUCAUUUUGACGAUGCCAGUUACACAAUGAGACAAGAUAUAGCAUUGUCACUUGAAAUGAAAGUUCAUUUAAAACCAGAUGCUGUUCCAUCGAUUGAUGCGAAUGUUAGGAAAGAACAAGACAGUUUGCCUCUCCAAGCUCGUGACAAAGGACAGAUAAAUAUUCCUUGAUAGGCUUACCAGUCUAAAUUAUUUUCAAGUUUUUCUUUCUGGUCACUUUGAUUAUUUUUCGUACCCUUGCACCAAAACCUAAUAAAAAUCAGGCUGAUCUUUGGUAUCUUUGAACAUAGAUUCUUCGCAACAUGAUUCGAGAGAAGAGAUAGGACAACCAAGUUGUUGAGAGAAACGUUAUGUCACAAUCACAUGAACCAAGUGACCACAAAAGUGCCCAGGAAGCGAUGCCAAGCAGAAGAAACACAACAAAAAAUUGUGAAAAAUGCGGUGUUCGUCAACGAAAAAUUCUUAAAUUC